This is a messenger RNA of Tilletiopsis washingtonensis, 1496 nucleotides long. RefSeq lists its product as hypothetical. The record is from RefSeq and is a predicted model, not a curated record. The transcript has a single exon. Lineage: Eukaryota; Fungi; Basidiomycota; Exobasidiomycetes; Entylomatales. The coding region runs from base 103 to 1341 and encodes 412 amino acids.
GAAGCGCACGCGCUGCUGGCCGGCGCAUCAGGUUCCAGGCUCUCUGAGCGGCUGCUCUCGCGCUGCAGGCACAGCAGCACAGGUUCACGCUCCGCCGCGAGCAUGAUUCGCCGUGGCAGCGCAGAGCUUGCGGCAUCGGGCCUGGUGCCGGGCGCGCGCGCGGCGAUCUCACCUCUCCUCCUCCAUCCUUCACUGUUCAUGCCGACGCCGACGUCGCAUCGCAUCCGUCAAGCCGUGAUCCCGCUGUGCAUGCUCGCGCAAGGGUCCUUCCGCUUGGCGCCGGGGUUGAGAGCCACAGUCCAUUCGCCACGCUCUCGCUGUACACAGCGUGGCCUGGCACGUCUCUGUCCGAGCGGCGACUCUCGAGGAGAGAACUGCUUGCCAGACCUCGAGCGCAGCUCGACGGCCGCUGGCCAUGUCUGCUGCCUUGCGGCCCCCGCGCAUGUGAAUGUGGGGCUAGAGGGACGAGUGUCGCCGGCGCUGACAGGACCUGGCCUCCGGAAGGACAUCUCAGAGGCCACUCUGCUGCUCACCGCAUGGAUCAGUGCGCGGGAGACUCAUGCUGCCGUGACAGCAGCGCCAAGUCCUGCUCGCCAUGGGCUCCCCGCUGCAUGCGCAGGCUGUCUAUCGGCCGUUAGAGAGCCGCCACGCGUGCACGCUGGCUCGGCUGGCAGAGUAGCCGCAUGCCGAGCGUGCUCGCUUUGCGGCACUCUUGCCCUGCGCACACCAUCUUCCCGUGAGAGCUCGCAGCGUCGGGCGCGCGCUGCCGCUGAGCGCUGCCAGGGGCCGGCCUCGAGCAGGUUGCUACACGCUCCCGGCAUGCGGCUGCGGGCUCGCGUGCUGCUCCAGCUGCUGCACGGGCAACGGCUUCCACGCGGUCGACCGUCCACGGAUGCGGCCAGCGACCGAUGCUGCAUCUGCACGCUGGCAGGUGCAGGUGCAGAAGGCUCGACAGCCAGCCGUUCAGCCGGCGCGGCAUCGACGCCUCCAGCGCGCAGUUGCAGAACCAAGCUAGCAGACCGCGCCAUUGGCCUGAGAGCAAAAGUCGGGCUGCAGCAGGCCCCGUCCGGAAAGACGCCGCAGCCCCAGGGGCAGGCAGCAAGUCUGGCACCAGCGAUCCCGUCUGAUCUCGGGUGCCGUCGCAGCACAACGCCGAGUGCGGGGCGUGCAGGUUGCCGACAGUGCGGUACUCGGACUGCGCUCUGGCGAGCGACCUGCGAGCUGCAGGGUGCAAAGCCGCUGGAGCCGCUGGAGCCACGUCCUGCCGCGCUGCUGCCCGCUCGUGCGAGCACCCGCUUAGCGUGGACGUCGCUCAUGGCUGCAGUGCUGGGAACACGCUGAGAGCAACUUAUCAUCAGCGACGCCAGCGCCAAGCUAGUGUCUGGCGUCGUAUGAGAGGCCUGCCACGGUCGCUGUCGGCUGAGCCCAAGUAGAUGGUGUGUGCUGUGCUCGCGACGCCGCGGUCAGUGCCACCAGCAUGCAGGCCUGCUCCCUGC